AUGUUAUAUGUGGAGGGAGCCUCAGAAAUUGACCCAAAUGAUCUCCAGGAGCUGUUCCAGAUCACGUCUGGGGAUGUGUUUAGGAUAAACUCGAAUGUACAGUCUUUGGAGAGAAACCUGCGCUCCCUGGGGACUCCUAGCGAUACACCCGAGCUGAGAGACCGCCUGCAUUUCACACAGCAGGAGACCAAUAACACCAUAACUUCUAGCACCAAAUCUGUUCUGCAGCUGUCGGAGAUCGUGAGAGGGUCGUCGCGGCAAGAUCGUCUUCAGCUGGACAGACUAAAGAGCCAAUUAUCAGAUGCCAUCCAGCGCUAUGGGUCCGUGCAAAAGAAAUUAGCAGAUAAAUCGAAAUCUUUGCUCGGCAGUGGACAGAGAAAUCUAAAGCAAAGCCCUCGGACCCCUUUCUCAGACAUUGCGGAUGAUGAGAAGAUCUUUAACGGUGGUGAUGAGCUGUGGCAGAACGAGAGUCCGAGCCAGGAUUUGUCCGAGAUCACAGAGGAAGAUCUUGAGCAAAUCCGUGAGAAAGAAGAAGCUGUAAGGCAGAUUGAGAGUGAUAUGCUGGAUGUCAAUCAGAUAAUGAAAGAUUUGGGAUCCAUUGUUUACGAUCAAGGUGAAUCUAUAGAUAGCAUUGAAGCCAAUAUUGAGAGUGCGUCAUCUAAUGUAGAAUCUGCCAAUCGCCAGUUGGCGAAAGCAAACCAGCACCAAAUUCAAACAGCCCUUCUCAUUUCAUUUUACAAGAGGCGUAACCUUAGAAUGUCCUGUGCACCAAGGAAGAGAAAGGAGAAGUUUUCUCCUCUUGAACUUGAAAUUUUGGUGGCCGAAGUAACAAAAAACCACUCUAAGCUCUACGGAAGUGAGAGGGUCAACCUGAGCCAGCCAGCGAGAGAGCGUAUCUGGUUAGACAUUGCCAAGAAGAUCAACACAGUAGCCCGAUCACCAAGAACCACUAGAGAUUUGAGAAGGAGGUGGGACGACAUGAAAAGACGGACUAAGGAGAAGUUGGCCAUCAUAAAGCGAUCCGUGGUGUCUUCAGGAAGCCUUACUAGGAACUCCAGCCCGUCGGGUUUACAUAACGAUACAAAUAGCGAUGUUUACCCUGGAUUUGGUGGUGAUGAUGAGGACGAUGAUCAUGAUGAAAUAGAUGUGGAAGUUGAUGCACAGCACAUAGCUCUUGAGCUCCAGUCAGAUGAGGAGGAAAAUGGCCCUGGGUGCACUUGGGUGCCUCUAAAAACUAUAGAAAUGGCAGUUUCAGCUGAGCCCGAUAUGUCUGAUCAUCCGGUGAUCAUUCAGACGUCUGCCUCUUCUCCGUCCCCUCCGUCCUCACCUCUGAACCAGAUGAAAUCCACCUACGCGAGGAGGCUUGCCCAAACGUCUCAGCACGCCCGCCGGAAACACGAGGUCUCUGAAUUUGAAAAACAGUUGAUGGAGAGUCAGAUACAGCAGAAUACCCUUUUAUCUUCUUGGUACCAGCAACAAACGACACUCAUGGUCCAGCAAAACCUCAUACUGGAGACCCUUGUAGAGCAAAGUAGACGCUUAGCAGACAAUGUUGAGAUCUUAAACCGGACUUUGGAAAAAAUGGUGGAUAGUAAUCAUUCGCGCAGGGAAACAGUUCACUUUGUACAGGAUCACGCGCAAGGUGCACCUGCCCGCGGCCCCUCGCGAAUAUCCAGAAGCGAAUCUGGUGGACCUUCGGGUAUCGAAGUAUUUUCUGGCAUGAUACUGAAAGUUGAGGAGGAACUGUAAAUGUUUUUGUUUGUUCUUUUUCAGUGGAAAAAUCUUAAGUGACUGACUUUUUGAACAACUUUUUGUAUUCAUGGGGAAAAAGAAACACACACUUUUUUUUUUUUUCUUGUCGGUAGAGGAAAAAGACUCCCCCCGCCCCCCCUUACACAGUGCAUACAUAGAGCCAUUUUUGUAGGUUGUGAAAUACAUUGUGCAUAUUUUCUAUUUGGAUUUAUCGGUUUGUGAGGAAAUAUUUUGUAUGUGUUCUUUUUAUUCUAAGAUAAUAUUUUUUCUUACAUAAAUUUAAAAAAUAAGUUUUUAAAAAAAGAAAAGAAAAAAAAAUUGUCAUAUUUAUCCUACUGGAAUAGGUAGCAUUUUGCAAUUGAAUCGGAUGCAUAAUCAUUAAUAUGUAGCUGAAGAAAAGGUUAUGCCGGAUUCGCACUACAAACCAACAUAUCAGCAUAACUGACGCCAUUUACUAGCCGUGUGAUUCGUGGCAUGCAGAUAUAUGAAAAGACCCUCCUAAUUUUGUAUCAUUUGCUUUUUUUUGUUAAAGAAGAGGCGGUCUGAAAAGUGUUGUUUAACCAAGUAUUUUUUACAUUCAAGAACAAAGCAUUUGAUAGAACUUUGGUAAAAAGGUUCAGAAACUCAUUUUCUGCUGUCCCUAUUUUUUGUUUUAACAGUAUUUUUCUCCUAUGUUACAUGUGCGGAAAGGCCAGAAUUGGAUUUGUUAAUCCAGAUUAUAGGGCAUCAAGUUUUGUGUGAGCAUCAUUUUAACAGUUUAGCGCUAAACCUUGUUACAGACCACGAAAAUCACCCUUAACUCUGCUGUACAAUAAUACGUACCAUUUAUUUUAUCUUGGAUUGGUGUCUGACAUAUAUGGACAGAUGAGAGCUGACUGCUAUGCAAGGCUCUUAUAGAGCCACAGUGGGCACGUGUAGUUGUUCCAAACCUGCCAACCAAAAAAAAAGAAGCGAAUUGAAAUCAAUUUUUAUUUUUUAAUAUUUAUUACCCUUAUAUUUACAUGUAAACCAAACAUUUCUCAUGGUAAUGUUUACAACUGUAUGGAAUAUUAUCCCCCUAAAAAAUGCAAGUCGUUAACCUGUUUCUUUUGUAAACUCGGUUAUAGUCUAGAGUAGGUUUUAAGACCGGUUCAUAAAAAUGUGGAAGUAUUUGCCUUAUCUGAAAGCUCUAAACCAGUUCCUGAGUCUUUUUGAAUAUAUAUUUUUGAAAGUUAUGAAUUGAUCUGUUUUGCAAAGCCAGUUGCAUUGUAAAUGCGGUUCUUCAUGAGGUUUUACUGUAUGAGUGGUUCCCGUAAGCAGAGUACAGUGAUAAACGUCACGGGUAGACGACACCUUUCCGUUAGAUGGCGUUAGGGAAAACCACCCGAUGUUCUGCCAACCAGGUUGUAGCCCAAAGCCUGAGGAGCACGGGAAUGGUUUCAAAUGACCACUGAGCUAAAUUGUGAGUUUAGAUUCCGGAGCCAGCCGCGUCCUGGUAACAAUAGAUGCCGCUGCAGAUAAGAGGGGGAUACGGUCAUUAGGUGGACCACUAUUGGUUGACAUGAUCAUUAGGCUGUCGACAUGGAAAAAGGUUGACAUGAGUUUUAAAAACUAAAAAAAAAUCUUAAUUUUUUGAAUUUUUUCAUACUUUACGAUCCACGUGGACUACGAUUGGGAAUAGUAAUCACCUUUGCAAGCCAUGCGGGGGCAAACGGUGCACCAAUUGGGGUUCCCCAUCACUUUACGAAGAAAACGACACAAAACCCCCCCGUGUUGACCUUUUUCCAUGUCGACUUAAUGACCGUGUUGACCAAUAGUGGUCGAGCUAAUAACCCAUACCUGAUAAAAGGUGACUCUAGUAGUAAUAUCCUAUAAUCCACUGAUUUACCCCAGUGAUUUUGUGCAAACAAAAUUAGUUCAUGGGCGGGAUGUGAUUAAGGGGGACAUUUACUAACCAGUGAUAAGAGCUGAGAAGUGAGCCAGUGGAGAAGUUGCCCAUGGCAACCAAUCAGCACUGAAGUAACAUCUAUAAUUUGCAUACUGUAGAAUUAUACAGAGCUGCUGAUUGGUUGAUGGGGCAACUUCUCCACUGGCCCACUUCUCCGCUCUUAUCACUGCUUAGUAAAUGUCCCCCUAAGUUCGAGUUCAUCGACCGUGCGGGAUGCUGCCCGAACUCAGACAUUUUUUUUAAAGGGACUGCCCCUUUAGAAAAAUGUCUGAGUUCGGGCAGCACCCUCCACGGUCGAUGAACUCAGACUUCAAUACAUCUCGGCCUUGUAUCCUAAUCCUUGGUGCUACGGAAACAUUAAAUAUUUUCCAACAUCCGGUUGCAGUAAAAUAACUAAAAAAUGAGAAUGAAAUAAAUAAAAAUAUCCGUCAUUAA
Messenger RNA from Pseudophryne corroboree (corroboree frog), 4114 nucleotides. It is a transcript of the gene TSNARE1, whose product is annotated as t-SNARE domain containing 1. Bases 1 to 1749 code for a protein of 582 amino acids. The transcript is spliced from 11 exons. Lineage: Eukaryota; Metazoa; Chordata; Amphibia; Anura; Myobatrachidae. The record is from RefSeq and is a predicted model, not a curated record. Gene Ontology annotation, molecular function: SNAP receptor activity. Gene Ontology annotation, cellular component: membrane. Gene Ontology annotation, biological process: vesicle-mediated transport; intracellular protein transport.